AUGUUGUGGAAAUCCCAUGUUCUUGUCCUUCUUUGCCUGCUACUCACCAAUCAUGUGGUUUCAGCCCAGUACCAUGUCAUCAGCCGGGACGAAGUAGAUGCAGUUGCUGUCCAAGCUGCCAACAUUUCCAGUGACAGUGGCAACAACAGUACCUUCGAGGACCAAAGUGAGGGCCCUUUUUAUUCCGAGCAACAAGGUGUUGGCCAGCGAUGCGGACGUAGGAAUACUUGUGGAGAAGGCCUUACUUGUUCCAAUGACUUUUCUGCCCUUCGAAAGAGGUGCUUCCCGGACAGGGCAUGUCUCGAGCAGGUUGUGAACAGCUUUCGUUUGGAUCUAGAGGUCUGGAAAGAAUCCAUUCUCACUGCUGCCUAUCUUGAUGAAAGUGACCUUGUUGAUGCAGCCCGUGAUGCUCAGAAUCCUGAAGAGUUCCAGCAGAGUGCAACAUAUCUCGACUUUCUGGAUGCCUUCAAUGCCCAACCACCACCUCACCUCACUUCAUUGCAAGAAGCUGCUAAUGACUGUAUUCCCAAAGCCCCCAGCACUGAAGGCACUGUUGUGUACAUGGGACUUCACAUUGAAGUGAGUGCGCUUGUAGACCUUGCCAUGUCUAUUUUCUGGGCCCUUGGAGAUGCUCCUACACCAAAUGACUUCAUUCGAGGAACCUUUGGAGCUGAACUGGGUGCUGGAGCUGAAGUCUCAAUGUUGAUUGGAUUUGCCUUUACUGGAACCACACAGGAUAUUUUGGGAGGAUCAGUUGUGACCGACCUAGAUGCUGCAGUUGGAGUUGGGAUUGGAACUGCUUUGGUGUCAAAUCUCAAUGGACUCUAUUCCCUGGAGUUUACCAUAGGUGUAGGCCUUGGUGCUGGCUUUGGUAUUGGAUAUGGCAUCACUGCUCAAUGUUCUGAAUCCAACCAGCCAACCAUCUCCCCCAGCAUGUCCCCUUCAGUUCAACCAAGUUCAAGACCCAGCAGCAUGCCAAGUUCAUUCCCAUCGGUGCAGCCCAGCGAUGGUCCUAGUAGCAACCCCAGCAGUGCACCUUCUGCUCUACCAAGCUCAAUCCCAAGCAGCAUGCCAAGUUCAUUCCCAUCGGUGCAGCCCAGCGAUGGUCCUAGUGGCAACCCCAGCAGUGCACCUUCUGCUCUACCAAGCUCAAACCCAAGCAGCAUGCCAAGUGCAUUGCCAUCACUCAUGCCCAGUGCAUUGCCAUCACUCAUGCCCAGUGCUGAUCCUAGUAGCAACCCAGCAGUGCACCUUCUGCUCUACCAAGCUCAAACCCAAGCAGCAUGCCAACCCAGUGCCCUACCAAGUCUCACUCCCAGCAGGGAGCCUUCUGUCCUGCCAAGCUCUGGUCCAUCUCUUAGUGCACAACCGAGUGAAGUUCCCAGCCGCUUGCCUAGCAGGGAGCCUUCUGCCCUGCCAAGUAUGAAUCCAUCUCUCAGUUUGCAACCUAGUGAAGUUCCCAGUCGCAUGCCUAGCAGCUUGCCUUCUGCUAUGCCAAGUAUGAAUCCAUCUCUUAGUGCACAACCUAGUGAAGUUCCCAGUCGCAUGCCUAGCAGCUUGCCUUCUGCUAUGCCAAGUAUGAAUCCAUCUCUUAGUGCACAACCCAGCAGCAUCCCUUCUGCAAUGCCAAGUAUGAAUCCAUCUCUCAGUGCUCAACCCAGCUUGAUCCCUUCACUCAGCAUCAAACCAAGUCGUACACCAUCUACUUCACCAAGCAGCAUACCUUCAGUCAGUAUUAAGCCCAGUAGAAGUCCAAAAUCUGGGGGAAUACUUGAGAUUUGUUUUACUUCACUGAUGCCUGCCACCAGCGAUGUGACUGUUCAAACUUUUGUGCGGGGUGAUUUGGAUCUUAAUGAUGAGUUCUAUGAGGUAUUUGACCAAGAUGGAACUUCCUUGGGUCAAAACCCUAGUGGGAGUGCUACUCAAUGCUCUGCAGCUUAUACACAGGACGAUUUUACUGUGGCACAGGCUACCUUCAACACUUGGGUAGCAACUGGCUUUGUCAGUUUCACACUGGAUGCUUCUUCAACGGUGAGCGCCUCAAUAGGUAGCUGCACUGGCCAGAAUGAUGGGUUCAUAAUUCUGGUCUAUUCCACCAGGUAA
Seminavis robusta is the source of this 2103-nucleotide messenger RNA. Lineage: Eukaryota; Bacillariophyta; Bacillariophyceae; Naviculales; Naviculaceae. The record is from the annotation of a GenBank genome assembly.